This is a messenger RNA of Penicillium digitatum Pd1, 963 nucleotides long. RefSeq lists its product as uncharacterized. Gene Ontology annotation, molecular function: DNA-binding transcription factor activity, RNA polymerase II-specific. NCBI's taxonomy places the organism in Eukaryota, Fungi, Ascomycota, Eurotiomycetes, Eurotiales, Aspergillaceae. Gene Ontology annotation, biological process: regulation of transcription by RNA polymerase II. Gene Ontology annotation, cellular component: nucleus. The record is from RefSeq and is a predicted model, not a curated record.
AUGAAUCGGAAUCUAGUCCCCUCAAUCACAUCCCCGCGAAGAGAGGAUAUACGGUCUCGAGAAACAUCCUCGGUAUACUCUUCUCCUAUCGCUCCCUCAUCCCAAGCAGGGCUUUCUCCUAUUGGUCUGGGGAUCUCCCGCUGCGAAUUCGAGAACACAUACGGUCAACUAAGCGUCUUCCCUCCCACGCCUACACUGCCAUCACAACUAAUCUCUGGGGCGCCCACUCCUACCUUCGCAUUAUCCUAUGACGACUAUUGCAGCGGAACAGAUUAUCCACCAGUUUACAAUGGCCUCGUCAGCAGUGCUUCGGAGACUUCGCUGGGAUUCUACAGCCCCCCGGCGAUGAGUGCAUCUCCCAGUUACAACCCUACCAUGGAGGUUGUCCCUGGUCAGAAUGUCUUUCCUGGCCAAAUGACCGACAUUUGGAUGCACACGCCUUGCUCGGGCUCGACGACGCCAUCGGAUGUUACUUCGGUCACUGUAGCGAGCACAGCCGCAGGACCCUGCGGGCAGAGUGUCUUUCCAGAUGCGUGCAUUUCCUCAGCAAUGCCCCUAUUUCUAGUCAACAAAGUCUCCUACCUUGGGGAUAUGGGAGAGGAGAUUGGAUACGACAGAUCCCCCGGCCAAAUAAUCAACACUGGCCAAGUGAUGCUGCAACCGCAAGCAUCUGUUGCAGGGACUGAUACUCUCACCAAUUUGAGCAAAAGAGAGCGCGGCUCCUCCAACGACAGGCUUUUGUCUGCCAGUGGCCUGGAAUGUCCCAUCUGUGGCGCCAAAUUCACUCGACGCUCCAACUGCAAGGAGCACCAAAAGAUGCACAACCCUGACUGGAAGAACAAUCAUCCGUGCGAUGACUGUCACAAGACUUUUGGCCGAAGCUCUGAUCUCAAAAGACACAUGAACACCGUCAGUAGUAAGAUCAGAGGAGCUCAAGAAGCAGAUACUAACGCAGGCCUCUAG